Messenger RNA from Penicillium canescens, 1197 nucleotides. Its product is annotated as Gfo/Idh/MocA family protein. The transcript has a single exon. NCBI's taxonomy places the organism in Eukaryota, Fungi, Ascomycota, Eurotiomycetes, Eurotiales, Aspergillaceae. The record is from RefSeq and is a predicted model, not a curated record. The coding region runs from base 1 to 1197 and encodes 398 amino acids. Gene Ontology annotation, molecular function: nucleotide binding.
AUGGCGCAGGGCCAAUUCACCUGCCGCUGGGCAGCGCUCUCCCUCUCUAACAUCGCCUCCGUCUUCCUACCAGACCUGCUCCUCCCCCGGGAAUCUUCCGCGUCCAUCAAACAUGAGCUCGUCUCAGUUAGUACGACCGGCAGCGCUUCUCGUGCAGCCGACUGGUUGAAACAACACAAAAUAUCCGAUGCCGAAUCCGUCACUAUCUACCACUCCUGGGAAGAAAUGCUGGAAAAAGGAGACUUCGACGUCGUCUACAUCUCCACGCCACACCCCUUGCACUACGCCCACGUGCAAAAAGCCCUACGGUGCAAACGCAAUGUGCUCGUUGAAAAACCAGCAACGAUGAACCGCGCACAAUUCAUUCAACUGUGCCAGCUAGCAAAAGAGCGAAAUGUCGUGCUCAUGGAAGCGAUGUGGACGCGCUAUCUCCCUGCUACGCUCUACUUCCAGCAUAAGCUCCUUCCGCGCAUCGGCGAGGUGAAACGCGUCUACGCCGAGUUCAGUUUUCCGAUCGUGUCACCGGAUUUGAGUCACGAAAGCCGGUUUCUCCAUAAGGCGGCUGGAGCGGGAAGUUUGUUGGAUCAGGGCGUAUAUGCAUUGACGUGGGCUGAUCUCGCGCUAAAUUGUCUUCCAGCCAGUCAAGACAGGACGCAGACCGAAGUUGUGCAUGCGCAUUCCAUGCCGGUCCCGGGUGUGCACGGGGAGGUGGACGAUAUCAACACCAUCAUACUCUCCAAAGUAAAGAAUACUGAAAGCGGCAGCAAGCGACAGGAGGCGGUCGCUAUAGUCACGACGAGCAUGACUCUUCCUGGCUCCAGCAAACCGGCUUUCUAUCAACGGUUACAGGCCACAAAAGCAGCACCGGCUGUACGUAUCGAAGCCACCAAAGCGUCAGUAUCUAUUCCCUUCCCUCCCAUCAGACCUCAGGAACUACUUGUUCAGUGGUAUGACGAGGAGCAUCUGGAUGAAAAUGGCAUGGAGACGGAGGAGGUGGUCGAAAUGCCAGUGGAGAGGGGUUGGGGCAUCUGGUAUCAGGCUGAUGUUAUCGCGGAGAGAGUGGCGAGGAGAAAGGGGGGUUCUCAGGGCAUGGGCGAGGUUAUUGGCGAGGAGGAGAGUGGAAGAGUGAUUGGAUGGAUGGACCGUGCUAGAGAGAUGGCCGGUAUUGUGUAUGAUGCGGCGCUUGAGGAGGUGUGA